AUGUGUUCCAUCUCUAAUGAUCUCCUUGUGGAGAUAUUCUCGAGACUUCCUGCAAAGUCAAUCAGGAGGUUUCGAUGCGUGUCGAAGCUAUGGUGUUCUAUGUAUCACUGUCCAUACUUCACGGAGUUGUUCUUGACAAGGUCCUCGGCUCGUCCGCGUCUCUUAUUCGCCGUCCAUGAAUAUCAUAAAGAUGAGUGGAGCUUCUACUCGUCGCCUCAGCCUCAGAAUCCAAAUGACAAGUCGUCUUCUCUUGUAGUAGACGUCGGUUUCCGGUUAAAGUUCGCUAAAGACACGUGGUCACACUUUUGUGGCUAUGCCUCUGGUUUGAUCUGCUUCCGUCGUAUGUCGUCACCCUCGGAAGAGGAUAAGGGUACAGUGCAUGUAAUAUGUAACCCUAGCACAGGACAGUAUGAGAUCUUACCUAAACUGGGAGGGGACAAAAACAACUCCAGAAGCUUUUUAGGGUUUGAUCCGAUUGACAAGCAAAUCAAGGUGUUGUUCGUAGGGGCUGAUUCAUCUUGUUAUGAUGGUGAAUUUAGAAUUUUGACAUUAGGAACUGCGAAAUUGAGUUGGAAGAAGAUCCAAUGUCCCUCAACCCAUAAGACUUCCUCUCUUAGAGGAAUAUGCAUCGAUGGGGUUUUGUAUUACAUAGCUUAUGAUGAAACAUUUUAUAAGAAGAUGAUAGUUUGCUUUGAUGUUAGGUCUGAGAGAUUCAAGUUUCUUGAGGGAGAAGACUUAUAUGAUCAAUUGAUAAACUAUAAGGGUAAAUUAGGUGCGUGUAAGGUGUAUUACGCUGACGCUAGUAAUGGAAGGCGUACCCUUGAGUUUCUUGUUGGAGUGACUGCUACAGGUGAAAUUGUUUUGUCCAUGAGAGAAUCAAGUAAGCCGUUUAAUGUUUUCUACUUCAAUCCAGAAAGGAACAAUCUCCAAAGUUUUGAAAUCCAAGGUAAGCAUGAAGAAGGGUUGGCUUUUUGUAGAAAUAGUGUUUACGCCUUUGUAGACCAUGUAGAAGAUCUUAAGUUUAUUGUUAUGAAGACAACAUCUAUAAGCUCACCAGAAGAGAAGCAUCGACCCAAGACCACAGCUAAUCACGUGAUAACCGUUGCUCACCAGCAACAAGAUCGUCGUGCGUUUAAGAGAAUUAACAAAACAAAGCAGUAUAGGUAG
Molecule: messenger RNA, 1167 nt
Organism: Microthlaspi erraticum
Lineage: Eukaryota; Viridiplantae; Streptophyta; Magnoliopsida; Brassicales; Brassicaceae
Source: the annotation of a GenBank genome assembly